AAACAGUCUGAUGGUGAAAUAAAGAAGUGUGCUGACAAAAGCUGUAGGAAGUUUUAUCAUGAAAGCUGUUUAUCAGAUUUGAAAUGUACCCGGUGGGUAAAAGCAGGAUUUAUCUGUCCCUUACAUGCAUGUGCUACAUGCAGUAUGCAAGAUGUUGAGGGAUGUGAUCAAGAUGCUGAUGGUAUGGUUUAAUAAGACAAUGUUAAGAGGUUAAACAUUUUUUAACAUUUUUUAUUCUAUACUAUACAGUAAAUAUCUUUCAUGUUGCAAACGUAAAUUUCCAUGAACUAUUUGACAUGGCAUUGUCAUAACUUAGGAAUAAUCCAAACUGUCAUAGAAAUAUUUAUGAUGCUCAAUAGCUAAUUAUUUGUUUGCAACAUAUUUGCUAGAAAUAACCUGCAAAACAAUGGCAGUGGCAAUGCAUGAAAUUCCAACUAAAAUUACUUGACAAAACAUGCCUUUAAGUAGCGAACCUGAUUUAAUUUGAUUUCUGUAAAUAAAACAAAUCUCACCAUCAUUGUUUUUAAGACUACCAUUUUGAAAUAUUAAUUUUAUCUUGCGCUGCUAUUGAACACAAAUUUACAAGCAGUUUAGAGAACUUUUUUGGGGAAUUCUAUUUUUCAGAGAUGUCAUGUAGAAAAAUCACAUAACAAUUAGCACAUAUAAUUUCUGAUGUUUUUGAGUUACACAGUUAGGAAUCUAUUUUAAUAUGGCUCAACUGAAAUUCACAUUUGAUUAACAUUUUAGACAAGGAAAAUGAGAAAAAUUAAAAAAUUCACAGAAAAUUUAAAUUUAUAUUAAAAAAUAGGAUUUAUUGUCUUAGGAAUUUAUUUAGUACUUCACUCAUUCAUCUCAUUGAUAAACAGUUUUUUCCAGUUUCAAUCAUGUGUCCUAAAUAAUGUUACAGCAUAAAAAUUAACCUCAUGUAAUAUGUCUAUUAAGUAUUUAUGGUUAUGCAAAGAAAUACUAGUAGUUAAUGUUUAAAAAAUUCAAAAUGAACAAUAUCCAUUCAUGAUACUCAAUAGUGUAGUGUCUCAUGACUCAUUGUACUUGUCUUGUUUCUUGUACCAGGUAAAUUAAUGCAGUGUGUUAGAUGUCCAGUGGCAUAUCAUGCUAGUGACUGGUGUAUAGUGGCUGGGAGCCAGGAACUGAAUGGACAGCUGCUGGUAUGCAGCGGACAUUUCAAAGCUGUUAAGGGGAAUUCCCUCCAUUCAAGAGUCAACCUGAAGAGAUGU
Messenger RNA from Lymnaea stagnalis (great pond snail), 1235 nucleotides. The record is from the annotation of a GenBank genome assembly. NCBI's taxonomy places the organism in Eukaryota, Metazoa, Mollusca, Gastropoda, Lymnaeidae.